Opisthorchis viverrini is the source of this 990-nucleotide messenger RNA. RefSeq lists its product as hypothetical. The record is from RefSeq and is a predicted model, not a curated record. The coding region runs from base 1 to 990 and encodes 329 amino acids. Gene Ontology annotation, cellular component: centrosome. NCBI's taxonomy places the organism in Eukaryota, Metazoa, Platyhelminthes, Trematoda, Opisthorchiida, Opisthorchiidae. The transcript has a single exon.
AUGCAGCACGAAAAGCCUGAUUUGGAUCGGUUGGGAAUAUUCAAGGAAAUGUCUUAUGUCACUGUUGGAGAACCUUAUGUCCCUCCUCAGUCACACCUAGCAAUGAUACGAACAAAUCCACGUGGAGUGCCACCGAUGUACCUAGCUGGCGGGUAUUCCAAGUCGAAAUCUGCCAACGCCGAUGGGUAUUUCGCCCCCUUUGAGUCGAUCCAUAUCGGCGAUGGCAAUGUUCGUUAUGCAGAUAUUUUGCGCGAGGCACGCAAACAGUCCAAAGCAAAGCGUAUUGGUAGAGGAGAAUGGAUCCCUUCGAGCGGGUCAAAGCUACGUUCGGGAACCGGAAGCAGCUAUGGCAACUUUCAGGAGCGCUACGAGGCAUUUGACCCGGCUCGGAAGGUAGUCUCAAGAGUUCCGGAACUCAAGAAUUUCUAUACAAACCCAGGCAAGAAAGGAACUGGUUAUGGUUACGUUGAUGUAUGUCUCAAUCCGUAUCCUAGCGCAACAGUUGGCGACACUCCGGGGGAGAUUGCUCGACGUACGUAUGAGGCACAGAUCAAAGACCAUAUUGCUAAACUAAAAGGUCGAAAACCGUUUAUCUCAACGUGCCGAACCCUAGAUGCAUUUGACGGAAACCCCUGGGCGGAAGGAGAUCCUCUUGCUCCGGGUGGACCCAGUACUAUGAAGUUUGGAACUGCCGCAUUCCCUAAGUCUAUGAUUAUUGGGCCAACAUUUGUACCAUCUAGUCCGGCUAAACGUGAUGGUGGAAAGAAGGACGGAACUUUGAAUCCAUUUCCUGAAUACUCUUCCGAGCCAUACGUAGGACUGCAAGGCAUUCGCAAAGAGGACAAAUCCAAAUUUGUCGGUCCACAGUGGAUUCCAAACCCGGGUACCGCGUUGGUUAUCCCCACCCCAUCGAUUGUGGCAAAAAAUACCAUGUUACACUUCAAUUCCAAAACGCGAAAAAGUCGGCAGAAAGUUUGGGACAUCUGUUAG